Molecule: messenger RNA, 1328 nt
Organism: Paramecium octaurelia
Lineage: Eukaryota; Ciliophora; Oligohymenophorea; Peniculida; Parameciidae
Source: the annotation of a GenBank genome assembly
AUGAAUGAAAAUUGUAGCCCUUGUUCAAAUUGUAACUAAUUAAUUGAAGAUACUAAAUUGGUUCUUCAUGAAACUUAUUGCAUACGUUUCAAUAUUAAAUGCGAUAGAUGUGGGUAAUAUUAUGACAAAAAUGAUCCUGAAUCUCAUGAAGAAGAUUACCAUAAAAAAGAAAAAUGCUAGUAUUGUUACGUAGAAUUUGAUGGUUAUCAUAUUGUUUUGAUUUCCUAGAUUUAUCUAAACAUAAAUGCCAAAAAACACCUAAAUUAUGUUUGUAUUGUGAACUCAGUUAUCCAUUGGAUUAGAUUCAUCAACACGAGAAUCAGUGUGGAAGCAGAACUGAAAAGUGCCAGAUGUGUUAGAAUUAUGUUAUGAAAAGGGAUUUGAAUGCACACUAUCAGAAUUGCAGUUAGGAGAUACAAACAAGAGAGAAACAAAUUUAAAGACCAUCCUCUAUUUAAGAAAAACGCUAAAAUCCAAAUGAGGAGAUUAAUGAGUUGUAUCAACAACAAAAGAGUUAAUAGAAAUAAUCAAUUAUCGAUGCAUUGCCAUAAUAGGUUAAAACAAAAAAAUAAGUUCCCCAAUAAUAGUAAUAAUAAUUAAGCAAAAUACCUUCAAAGGAGAUAAGUUUUGGGUCAAUUAAAAAGCAAACAUCGCUACAGCAUUAAGUAUCUUAGGAUAAUAAACAAAAAGAGUAGAUUGAAUUUGAUAAACACUUUAAGUAUAUACCAAAUAGACCUCCAUCAUCAAAUUCUUUAUUGGGAUAAAGACCUAACCUUAAAAAUAACAAACCAUCUAUAUCUUAAAAUAGAAUAAGACAACAGAGUAAUUAAAAGCAAGUGAAUCCAAAAGGAGAAGUGAAUAAUCUUGAGUUCUAAUUUGAAAAAAAGAAAUUAGCAACCAAGCCCAAGAAUUCAAAUUUGCCUCCUCUUGGAAGAUAAAUUUAGAAUCCAAAGCAAAAUCUCGAAAUUAAAAAUAGCAAUCAAGAUGUGAGAACGAAAAGUCUUUAAUCAAGACAACAAGUCAAAAGGAGUGUAUAAAAUUUUGCAGAAAAAAAAGAGAAAAUUGAAAUUGAAGGGUUAAGGUUUUCAGAGGAAGAGUUAAUGCAAUAAAAAAUGAUCUACGAACAACUGAAGUAAUAGAAAAGGGAUUCCAAUCUUAAAGAAUAACCUCUUGUCAAAAGAUAAAAUUCUAAUUCUAAGGCAAAGGCAGCUAUAGAGCAUUCAGAUUUUGGAGACUAAGGGGAUUUCGAUUAGUUUAUGAGUCCAGAGGAACGGGCUAUGCAAUAAUUGAUAUUGGAUAACUAUUAAUUGAAUUCGAAAAAAUAAUGA